AUGAGCACCUUCUCCACAGUUGUUUAGAAAUUAAAAUGAAGGACAGUUCUUUGUCUAACCGAGAUACCAACAAGCUAGAGGCCAUUGCUCAGGAGAUAUAUGUAGACCUAAUAGAGGAUUCUUGUUUGGGCCUCUGCUUUGAGGUCCACCGGGCAGUCAAGUGUGACUACUUCUACCCAGAGUUUGAAGAAACUGGCAGCAUGAAGGAUUUUGGCACUCAGCCAGUAGAAGAUAAAGGAGCGUGCUGCCUCCAGCUUUGCUCCCUUCCUGGAGAAUCUGGGAAUGGGCCCGAUCAGCAGCUGCAACGCUCACCCAGAGAAUUCUAGUAGCUGCGCCAUGAGAGAGUCAGAGGGUGACCAGGACAAUAACAUAGACUGGUCCUGUGGUUUGGAGAAGUUAGGUAUCUAAGUAGAAAAAGAAAAAAAAAAAAAAUCGGACAAAAAUCCCAAUUUCCCAUUGAAGAUUCCAGCCUUUAAAAACCCAAAGUGGAGGGGUACCUGGGUGGCUUAGUCAGUUAAACAGCAGACUGAGAUCAUGAUCUCACGGUUCAUAAGGUCGAGCCCCGCAUGGGUCCCCACAUAGGCCCCUAUUGACAGU
This is a messenger RNA of Acinonyx jubatus (cheetah), 597 nucleotides long. Its product is annotated as ataxin-7-like protein 3B. The record is from RefSeq and is a predicted model, not a curated record. The transcript has a single exon. Bases 36 to 326 code for a protein of 96 amino acids. Lineage: Eukaryota; Metazoa; Chordata; Mammalia; Carnivora; Felidae. Gene Ontology annotation, biological process: regulation of gene expression.